GCUGACCGACGGACGGACGACAGCCCAUCAGCAGAAAAAACACCAUGUGAAGAAAAAGUAUAUAAAAGGGGACACGGAAAGCAAACUUGCGAGGGCGAGAAGUCAAUCAUUCGUCUCACCGACACCGGGUCAGCUUGUUUAACGGCUCGGCAGAGAGCGAAUGGACAGAGCGCGAGAGGAGCAGGACAGUCUCCGACGGUAGCAGACACGUAUACCAUGCCGACGAGUGAUGGCCCCAGCCGCUUCCCGGUCUUUGUGGCUCCGCCCCACGCCAACCACCAGAGGUCUCCAGGUUAUGUUCCUGGGCGGGUGGCCCCAGUUCGCUCGCCACCACCUGCCAAAGCUCCGCCACCUCCACCCAUAAAACCCCACGGCCCCCCACCGGCACAACGAGCCACUUUCAACCUAUCAGAGGAGAACCAGCGCAGGGAACGUGCUCAGAACCUCCAGCAAAGAAAGAAUACAUUUAUCUGCUUUGGAGUGUCGACUGGGGCUUUCCUCCUCACCCUCAUCCUUAUACUUAGUCUCACAAGUGGAGAUGUGUUAGAUGAGAAUUGUCCGGACCACAACCCAUCUCUCAGUAGCUGGAACCCAGGCCACCAACCAGAGAAGGCUGUUGUUGUGAGGAGGGGGCAUUUGUUUAGAUUGGAUGCUUCAGCUACCUUUCAGUCUCUAACCAUCCAGUCAGGAGGUCGGGUAGUUUUUGCAGACAAUGCUGACGGCUCCAAAAACAUAACCUUGAAAACCAGUCACAUCCUCAUAGAAGACGGUGCAGCCCUUCACAUAGGUGCUCCCAAAUGUCGCUACCGAUCUCGUGCCACUAUCGUACUUGCAGGCCGCUCUGACAGCAAGGCAAUCCCUGAAGUGCCCGGCCUGGGCCGCAAGUUCAUAGGUGUCAUGGGUGGUGGGACUCUGGAGCUACACGGUACUGAGAGAAUUUCCUGGUCUCUGCUGACCCGAAGCAUCCCGGCCUCCGGUCUGGCCACAGGGGGUUAUGCCUUUCAGCGGAACUUCAGCCGAGGCAUUAACUUGCGCGUGGUAGAUCAGGACACAGCUGCCGUGCUGUUCUCUGAGCGCUACGACACACAUGACUCUCGUAAUGACAGUCGACGGCUCACUCAGCUGCUGAGGUCCCUGCCUGCGGGCCGAAUCGUCACGCUGGCCGUAGGAGACUCAGCUGUCAAAAGUCUUCUGGAUGAAACCAAGAAGGCCUUUGAAGAGAAGCUCGGCAGCAGCUUUGUCUAUGACCUCAAAUACAGACAGGCGUGGGCUUUGGUCUCGGUGGUAGGUGGCGGAAACGCUUCAUGCACAGAGGACGUUAGGGAACAUGAAAACCACAACACAGGGGGGAGAGCUCUGGCAAGACGUAACUUCACCACCAUGGACGGAGUGGUCUUUUCUGUCACCGCCUACAGCGAGUGGAAGAAUGGUUUCCCCAUCUCAGGCUUCCAGGUGGAUGCUAUUGACCAGGUAGUGCUGAACCUGCAGGAUGAAGUGCAGCAGACCUGGCAACCUGGGGAUCAGAUUGUAGUUGCCAGCACAGAUUAUUCCAUGCACCAAGCUGAGGAGUUCACCUUGCUGCCCUGCUCUCACUGUACCAGCAGGCAGGUCAGGAUUCAAGGGAGGCCUCAGUAUAACCAUGUUGGAGAGAUCGUAGAUGGAGUCGACAUGCGUGCUGAAGUGGCUCUGCUCUCCAGAAACAUUCUCAUCUCUGGAGAAAUGGAAAAUUCCUGCUAUGGAAACAUGUGCCAGUUCUACAGCCACGACACCUAUGGAGGCCACAUCAAGAUCUUUGGUAACUUCUCAUCAGUGCAUCUGUCCCACGUGGAGCUGAAGAACAUGGGCCAGCAGGGCGAGAAAGGCCGCUACCCCCUCCAGUUCCACAUGUGUGGGGAUGUGGACCAGAGGGGAGGCUACAGGGAGCCCACCUAUGUGGAUGGACUCUCCAUACACCACUCCUUCUCCCGCUGCCUCACCAUCCACGCCACCAACGGUUUGCUGGUGAAGAACACUCUAGGCUAUGACACCUUGGGCCACUGUUUCUUCCUUGAGGAUGGGAUCGAGCAGCGUAACACUUUCUACCACAACCUUGGCCUGCUCACUCGACCUGGGACUCUGCUGCCCACUGACCGCAAUGAGACCCUCUGCACCAGCAUCAAGGACAAAGUCUACAAGGGCUACACUCCCUCGCCCAGCACAGAAUGCAAGGCGGUUUCAACAUUCUGGAUCGCCAACCCCAACAACAAUCUCAUCAGCAAUGCAGCUGCUGGUUCUCAGGAUGCUGGCAUAUGGUUUGUGUUCCACAGCUCAUCCACCGGAGACUCUCAUGGGCUGGUACCAGAGACCAAGGCAGAGCUCACUCCACUGGGGAUUUUUUAUAACAACCGUGUACACUCCAACUUUAAGGCAGGACUGUUCAUUGACAAAGGAGUGAAGACCACCAAUGCUAGCGUUGUAGACCCCCGGGAAUACCUGUGUCUAGACAACAGUGCCAGAUUCCGACCACACCAGAAUGCCGACCCCAGCCGUCCUCGGGAGGCGGCCGUCAUCGACACUCUGAUCUCCUUCAAGAACAACGACUUAGGGGCGUGGAUACGGGGAGGUGACAUCGUCAUCCAGCGCUCUGGCUUUGCAGACAAUGGAGUGGGAUUAUCCUUUGCCAGUGAUGGCAGCUACCCUAAAGAUGAAGGCUCCAGCCAGGAGGUGAAGCAGUCUCUGUUUGUGGGUGAAAGCCGAAACAGAGGGACCAAUGGAGGACAGAAUAAAUACUGGGGCGUGGGAGGAGCUGAUGCAAAGAUGAGGACACUGCCAAGAAACAGGACGUUCCCAAUCCGAGGUUUCCAGAUCUAUGAUGGUCCGGUCCGGCUUACAGAGAGUACAUUUCGUGGAUUCAUCCCCACACCGGAGCGUUACACCAGUGCAGUGGGAUUCAAUCUGAAGAACACCUGGCAGCUCACCCCACGAAACAACCUGUCCCAGCUCAGCUUCCACUCCACUGUGGGUCUGCGGGCGUUCUUCGGUCGCCCCGGGCAGUGGUUUGAAGAGAACGACCUAGACGGCGAUAAAAACUCCAUCUUUCACGACGUGGACGGAUCAGUAACCGGCUACAGAGACACCUACGUCGGCAGAGCGGACAAUUACCUGAUCCAACAUCCCGGCUGUGUGAACGUGUCCCAGUGGAGUGGAGUGAUCUGCAGCGGCCGCUACUCUCAGGUAUACAUCCAGACCCAGGGAGCCCCCAGCCUCAGUUUAUCCAUCAGCAGAGACGAAUAUCCUGCUGCUCCUCUGGUACUGAGGGGCAUUAACAGCCAGGGGGCGCUGUCUCAGCAGUACCAGCCCAUAUUGAUGAUGAGCAAGAGCUACACUCUGCACUGGAGUGGACCUGCGCCCAGAGAGGUUGUGCUGUCUCUCAUCAACUUUGAUAAAGAUGACUGGGUGCUCGUGGGACUCUGUUACCCGUCAGACACCACAUUUCAGAUCAUGGCCGACAUCAACGACAGACAGAGCAACACCUUUGAUGACCUCACAGACUACGGCACUGUGUCAUCUCUCGCAGAGCUGGAGAAGAGGCCGAUGGAGAGGAAGUACUUCUUUGACCGAACUGUUGGCUUGUUGUGGCUCUACCUCCGGGCACGGCAUGGUCGGGACGGUCACAGCUACUGUUCGGUAAAAGGUUGCGAAAGAGUGAAGGUCAUGGCCACCACGUCUUCCAAACAGACCUGUAACUGCUCAGCCAAGGCCUACCCCAAGUACUCCAAGACACCUUCAGCAGUGGUGCCUAUGCCGGCUCUAAACACACAGCCCUGCAAAGGCUGCGGUGCCGAACAGCUUGUGUUUUCCAGCGAGCCGUGGACCUCCUACCUCCAGACACAAGUCAAGUCUCUCUGCAGCAAAGAGCUGCAGAGAGGAGAUAACAGCUCCUUUAUCACUGUGAAUGAGGUGACCAUGCCCUUCUCUCAGCCUGGGUAUUUCCUGGUCUCAGUGGAUGCCUGCUCUGGGAAAGUCACCAAGAAAACCUCAUUUGCCAAGAUGGAUGCCAAGAUGGAACAGUACCUAAAAAGUGGAAUACCACAGAGGUCAAUAGUUCUCAUGGCAACACGAGGUCAACCAGAAGGCCUGGCUGCUGUAGCACCAUAUCUGGUCUCCUUUGGUAUGGCCAAAGCUGCUGAGCUGCACAGCAAAGAGAGUCUGGCACUUUGGGGCUUCCAGGGUGGUUCUUCACCUCCUCCUUGGGUCUCGCUACAAGCCGGGCAGGGGGAUGAGUUCCUGGGGCUUCAGGAGCGGUACUUGCCCCUGGGUUUGGAGACAUAUGGCUGUACGCCACCUGCAGCUCAAAGGCGCAAAGAUCUGGAGCUACUCAAAAAAGCCACGGGACUACAAUGACCAAUGUGAACUACACAACUUAACUACCCAAAACACUCUUGCACACAGAUGCACAAACACACACAAACCAGCUGAUGAAUGUGAACUGCUGAACCUUUAAUUUAUUAACAAUGGCAAAGAUGUUGUGGAGAGAAGGUAUUUUAUUAUGAGCGGGACGAGUAUUUUUGUGAUUUUUGUGUGUGUGCAUGUGUAUGUGGAAGUAUGCCUUGGGGCCUUUGAGUCAAUGCACUUUCCUUUAAAGACACAACUUGCCUUAUCAGCCAAAGUGAUUUACAGUAUCUCAGUUGUUUAUCGUGGAAAAAAACAAACCCAAAGCAACCUUUAACAUCUACCUUCCAAUCUUAUUAUUUAUUAUGAAGUAAAUGAGAAGAGAAUGGAUUGGAUUGAUUGAAAACAGAACACGAUGCAUUUGAUACACACAGGCCAGGAGGAAAUUAGGAAAAUAAAUUGCAUUGUCCCUGAAAUGAGACCGUGUUCGAUUGGAAUUGACAAUGAAUGAGAUGGAUUAGAUGUGCUCAGGUCAAAGGGAAAUAAUGAAAAUAAAUGCCAUUGCAAUUGAGAAUUAAACAGCGAUAUUAAGCCAGAAAUUGACAUAGCAUAAAAACAGAGCCAGUGUAUUAGCGGUGUUAGCUGUUAGGAUUAUUUGAUGCAAAACAAAGUCAUAACAAGCCAUAUUCAUAUUAAUAUUUAAAUGGUUAUAUAGACAUAUGAUAGUUUGCAGUAAAAAGAAUCUGGCUGUCUUGCUUUUCUAACAUACAGAAAUGAUAUUAAAUAAGUUACUAAUAUAUGCUCUCUUUCCACCAAUCCUCACUCACAUCUUUUAGCUUUUUAGUUGAUGUCUGUAACACCUGAUUCUUUGACUGGAAAACCUCCUCUGAUCAUCGUGCAGCUGUACAACUAAAGACUUUAAGCACCUUUUUAAGGAUUCCUUCAUGGACUUACUGGAUCUUUGUAUCUCAUAUCUUUAUUUAUCUCUUCACAGUGAUGGUGUCUCAAUUGCUGGCCACAUGUGCAGCACAAAAAUACACAGACGUAUAUUACUUUUUUUUGGUUGCUUAAACCGAAUUGAAUGUUUUACCUUUUAUCUGCCUCAUUCAUGAUGUUUUCAUGUGCGUUAUUGCCAAAACCGUGUUUCAAUACAAUACAGGGUUCCUUUACAGAGGUGGUACCCUGACUUGUAGUGAGCAGCAAAAUGCAUACAGAUGCUAUACCAGCUGUAAGGUGUGAGGCUUUAUGUUGAGAAAAAGGGUGUUUGGAUGCGAGCAGGGCUCCCCCACUGAGCAAUGAUUAAUACCUAUCUGUGACUGUGUGUGUGUGUGUGUGUGACUGUGUGUGUGACUGUGUGUGUCUGACCAUGUGAGAUCCUCUGGAGGACAUUUACCUUGUUGCCUUUUAACCACUCUAUACUGUUAAAAAGAGCAAAAGAACAAAAGAAAAAUGUAUUCAACCUUUGCCUUUUGUUCAUUGAUGCUUUGAGAUGCACAACCAGAGAGUUCUUAAUGUUUUAAUCGAAGUGAGGUUUGUAAAUAUGGUGUUCAAUGUUAUAACUCAAACUGUACAUGUAAUACAAAUGUCAAGGUUGUCAAUAGUGCUUGUAUUUACUGUGUUUUUGUUUUUUGUCAUUUGAAAAACACGGAAACUCGGCAUUUGUUAUGAAAUUGCCUAUUACAAAUAAACAUUUAUGCUUUGUG
This is a messenger RNA of Chelmon rostratus (copperband butterflyfish), 6074 nucleotides long. It is a transcript of the gene cemip2, whose product is annotated as cell migration inducing hyaluronidase 2. The transcript has 24 exons. Lineage: Eukaryota; Metazoa; Chordata; Actinopteri; Chaetodontiformes; Chaetodontidae. The record is from RefSeq and is a predicted model, not a curated record. Bases 217 to 4383 code for a protein of 1388 amino acids.